Fusarium sp. VM40 is the source of this 2268-nucleotide messenger RNA. NCBI's taxonomy places the organism in Eukaryota, Fungi, Ascomycota, Sordariomycetes, Hypocreales, Nectriaceae. The record is from the annotation of a GenBank genome assembly.
AUGUCGAAACUGAGACGGAGCAUCUCUGAUGUGUUCCGACACAAGAAGACCUCUUCAUCACGAAUAGAAAACCUCCCACCAGUCCCCUCGCUCAAUUAUGACCGGUAUGUCGCACGAGAUUUGGAAGAUGAAGAUACGAUUGCCGCCAUGGGCCCUUUUGUCCAAGAGGAGCAUCAACUGCAAGAAGCAGUCAUGGAGUCUCUUCGAGACAGGAACGCGACUCUCGAACAGGAAAAGAACAGACAAACCUCGAAAGCUCUACACCUAGAGCAGCAAAUGCGUGUGAAAGCCGAUGACAUUGAACGGUUGAAGCUACGUCUGAACCACUUGGAGGUCGAUAGAUCCAGGACACAACAAUCUGAGGCUACAAUCCAGAGGCUCGAGAAUGAGAACCAAACGAUAAAGCGAGAGCGCUUACAACUUUCGCGACAGACGACGGAACUAAAGCAGAACCUCAAGGAGUACCAGGUAUACGUUGUCAAGAUGUCUGAAACUCAAGCUCAACUACAAGAAGAGAACCGCGACCUCUUGGAGACGAACAAUUCUCCAAUUGAAAGAGUGCGGCAAGAGAAAAUUACCCUGAAGAGGAGGGUGAGAGUUCUUGAGAAAGGAAUGGCAGACAAACAGGCCGAGUACGAGAAACAGGACAUGGCUCUGGUUGAACUGCACCAGCAAAAGAGUGGGAUAGAAGAGGAAAACAAGGAGCUGACAGAUAGAAUGGCCAUCGUGGUACAGGAGAUUGAGCAUGCGAAAACUGUGGUUGAACAGUACCAGCGGCAACUUGAGCUGCAGCAACAAACACACGAUAGGGAGAUACAAGAAGCACUGCAUAAUCCGUGGAGUAGUCCCACGCCGAGAAUGAUUUUGAUCAAUGAUCUUCUCUCUCAAGUGUUCCCAGAAGCUUCGACUACUGUGCAGACUGCUCAGGCUACCCAGUUCCUGCAAUCUUGUUCCAUGGCUACACUAACUGAGACUCUCCUCGACCUUCACCUCAGCUCGCAGCAAGCUCGGAAGUUUGCAGAAAACGCAUCUAACAACCCUCUGGCCCUUUUCGUCUGCGAUAGUCCGCGUCAACGAGUUCUUGAGAUCUACGCAGCCGACAAGUUGUUGCUCCAAAUCGAUAUGCAAAGCAUGUUACUUGAAGUCAUUGACGAACGCUCUGGAAUCUGGCUGGUGGCACAACUUGGGGUCCAGGAGUUGGUUGAGGUGUCCAAUGCCGAGUUGUCAGCAUGCUUUGCCUCUUACUCAUCGAGGAGCUCUCGAAAAUCUUCUCCGGCAGCUGGGGGAUAUGGACACAGAAAACAAGAUGGUGAUUGUGAAGAACCUCGACCAAGUGACGAAGCAUUGCAGGUUGCAGCCGAUUUACAUACACAGCUUGCAACAGUCGGACGAAUGUACUCGUUGUUUGACCCGGUGCACGCCAACAGAGAACCAGACGACGCUGGUCGAAUCCAGCCCUUCAAACCAGGCAGGAUCCAGAUGAUCAAGGUCGACCACGGAGUGUCGAGCAUCACAGCACCGCUAUUCAUGCGCUUCAUCAAACGCCAACGAACGCCGAAGGAAUGCGCUGUCUGUACUGACGAGUUCUUCGAUAUUUGCUAUAAUUCGGUGGAAGAGUGGAUUGAUCUGUGUGCGGGCUUCCACGGCGAGUGGAUGUGGAAGAUCCUCUUGUUUCCUGUCAAGCUGGGCUCUGAGUGUGGUCACGAGAUCGACUUUUGUACUGUUUGUUUACAGCAGCAUCUUAAGACACAGCUGCAACAACAUGGGCGGAACAGAUGUGAUCAGCUGGCGUGUCCUUCGGAUGGUUGUGCUCGUCGGUUGUCUUAUGAGGAGAUCCGCCUGUACGCAGAGGAUGAAACAUUCGCGGAAUAUGACCGGUACUUGAGCUUGAAUACGUUAAGUCGCCUCCCUAGUUUCAGAUGGUGUCUAGGCCCAGACUGUUCCAAUGGACAGCUCUAUGACGACGAAGGAGUAAUGGACCCUCGUAUUCGAUGCGAAGAAUGUGGCUUCGAGAUGUGCUAUAAUCAUUCUAUUCCAUGGCACGAGGGCCAGACCUGUGAGCAAUUCAACAGCGUGAGGGAGCACGGCGAUCCAGAAUUCCAGCAGACGCAAGAUUGGAUCACCAACAACACGAAGCCAUGUCCAAACUGCAAGGAGAAUAUCCAGAAGGGCGAGUACUGCUUCCACAUGACCUGUGAGUUCCCAAUAUCCUCUGAUAGGGUGGCUGUAAUGCUGAAUACGGAGAAUAGGUUCGAGCUGCCACUUUGA